Cylas formicarius (sweet potato weevil) is the source of this 1611-nucleotide messenger RNA. RefSeq lists its product as uncharacterized. The transcript has 7 exons. NCBI's taxonomy places the organism in Eukaryota, Metazoa, Arthropoda, Insecta, Coleoptera, Brentidae. The record is from RefSeq and is a predicted model, not a curated record. Bases 122 to 1561 code for a protein of 479 amino acids.
AACGCCACAAAUUGGUAAUCCGCAACCGUACGCAACACUCAUUUAUCAUUUGAAGAGGAAUCUUCUCUUCGGCGCAGUCGAGGUUUUUGAGUCUAAAAAUCAAACGACUUAGUGUAUAAUAAUGUUAUCGAAGAUAGUGACUAUCACUGGUGUGCUUUUAUUGGCGGAUUGCCUCGAAAUGGACGCCGAUCAUCCACCCCCCUACGUAAAGCAGUGUUACCAAGGUGAUCCCAAAGUCAUAGAAUGCUUCAAAAGCGCAUUAGAGCAUUUAAGACCAUAUUUGGCCGCGGGUAUAACCGAAGUGGAGCUGCCUUCCGUGGAACCUUUCCUAAUGGACGAGUUGACUUUAUCCUUGACGGGCGGACCAAAUGGAUAUCGGAUAUCUUUGAAGGAAAUGAACAUAUUUGGAGCUAGCAACUUUACCAUGUCUCGCCUAAAACUCAGUGAAAAUGAUAGGCCUUUUGAAACAACGAUAAAAAUCCCUUCAUUAAAAAUCAACGCCCGAUAUCAAAGUAGUGGCGUGCUAAUAAUCUUACCUGCCAGUGGCAAUGGGACAUUUGUUGGGCAAUUUGACGAUUUGGUGGCCAUGAUCAAAGGUCGGGCCAGUUUCAAUGACAAAAAUGGUAAAAAAUACCUACAUAUCGAUUCUUUGAAUUUGGAUCUAACAGUUCAAAAAAUGAGGAUGAUGGUGAAAAAUGUUUACAGGAAUAAUAGGAUUUUAACGGAAGCUAUUAACCUGUUCCUGAGAGAAAACGGGCAGGAAGUUUUUAAGAUUAUGUUGCCUCAACUCAAGAAAAAACUGGCCACAUUAUUCAUGAGUAUAUCGAACAAGCUGCUCACGAAUGUACCUUUGGAAGUCUUUUACGUACCUGUAUCCAAACAAGGACUCACUUCCUACAUCGAAAAGUGUCACCAAAACGACACCGACUUCAACAAAUGCCUUCUGAAAGCCGUCCAAACUUUAAAACCGCACCUGCAGGAUGGCAUCCCCGAAUUCAGAUUGCCCAAGAUGAACCCCCUGAUUUUACCCGAGGUGGGUCUGGAUGCAGGGGGUGGUUUUCAAGCGAAAUUCGUCAACGUGGAAAUCUAUGAUGCUGACAAGUUCACGAUCAAAGAUUUCGACAUAGAUCUUGACACGAACAAAAUCAAAUUCGAUAUGGGGUUCGACCACAUCAGGAUUAAAGCGCAGUAUUCUAUCGUUGGGAAAGUGUUAUUUUUUAAUCUCGAUGGAUCGGGACCUGCUGACGGAAAUAUUACGGACGUAAAAGUCAUGGCAACGAUGUUGGGCCGUAGACAGUUCAAACAAGGCAAGCAGUACUUGGUGUUUCCCGAAUUGGAUAUAGAAAGUAUCGAUUUCGGGCAGCCCAAUUUCCACUUCUACAAUCUGUUCAAGAACAACCCAGAGCUGACUGAACAGACUAAUAAAAUCCUCAACGCCAACAUGGAUCAGUUACUGGAAGACCUGCGGCCUACGCUCGAGACCACGAUCGGAAAAACUGUUUUGGAGUUCGUCAGUAGGGUUUUCAAUAGAUUUUCUGUCGAUGAACUGUUUCCGAAAUAAUGUAGGCUGAGUAAUUUUAGAGAAAAAUGCAGUUGAAAGACUUGGUUAAU